This is a messenger RNA of Miscanthus lutarioriparius, 1014 nucleotides long. Lineage: Eukaryota; Viridiplantae; Streptophyta; Magnoliopsida; Poales; Poaceae. The record is from the annotation of a GenBank genome assembly.
AUGAUGCUUGCUGUCCUCGCUGUCCUCUUGGUGUCCACUGCGGUGGCAGCAGCGUCCUCCCAUCCCCACCCGCUCGACCCACCCUCUGCCGCAGAGCUCACGGCUGUCCGCGCAGCCGUGCUUGCCUCUCCGCUCGUCCCCGCCCGCCCGCUCUAUUUCCACUACGUCGGCCUCGACGAGCCCGAGAAGCCGGAGGUCCUCUCCUACGCCUCCGGCGCCGGCGCCGGCGCCUCCACGGCCCCUCCUCCCGCGGCGCGCGCUCGUCAUCGCUCGAGCCGAUGGCCAGUCCCACGAGCUCUUCGUCGACGUCACCGACGCCUCCGCGCCGUCCGUCCUCUCGCACGCCGUCCACCGCGGCGCGGGCUUCCCGAUGAUGACGACGGAGGACCAGGUCGCGGCAAUGGCGCUGCCGCCCGCGCACCCUCCCUUCGUGGACUCCGUGCGGCGGCGCGGGCUGAACGUCAGCGACGUCGGCUGCGGGGUGAUCUCCAGGGGGUGGUUCGGCGCCGCCCAGCCGUCCUACGGCGGCGGCAGGGUGGCGAUGGCGAAGAUGCAGUGCUUCGUGACCGCCGGGUCGACCAACUUCUACGCGCGGCCGCUGGAGGGCGUGACGCUGGUGGUGGACGCGUGGCCAUCGUCGGGUACCGGGACAGGGUGGUGGAGCCGGUGCCCAAGGCCGAGGGCACGGACUACCGGGCGGAGAAGCUCGGCCCGCCCUUCACCGGGCCGGCCACGGCGCCCGGCGUGGUCGUGCAGCCGGAGGGCAGCGGAUUCCACAUUGAUGGCCGUGUUGUCAGGUACAGUGUCACAUCAACCGCUGUUCGUGAUAGGAUCAUUGUUGAUGAAUGGACAGAGCCCACACCGUUGGUGAUCUACAUGUUCCUGCUCUAUUAUUAUUGUUAUUUGUUGAGGAUACAUGCCAAGACGACUGACUCGGUAACUGCAGGAGCGCGGACAGGGUCCAGCGUGCGUGGUCACCACGUUCUCCAUCAGCACGCGUCGUGUGUAGACUAG